UCGCAGGAGCUUCUUCUUGGCGGCAGCAUUCCAAUCACGCGCCAGUCCGCUUCAUGCCCGCACCUUCAGGUCAUCAAUUCGGCGUAUGACAGUUGCCACCGCCAUUGCGUCAUCACAUGCGCAUGCACCAGCCAUUCUGUAAUCCCCACCACUGUCCGUAGCGUUGCGGUGGCCCCCAUCAGCACUGUGAUUUUGAAGUGGGCACGUUUGCUGUCAUGAUGUAGCCAAUUUGGCUCGACAGAUGUAGCGUGAAGCGCUAUCAUUUCGCCACCGCUGCAGGACGCGAUGCCGCACGCAUGUGGUGCGGCUCCCCUGUCCUCUUUCGUCAUGGACACGAUGAAGGACGCCAUGGAAUACCCGGCCACGGGCGUGGUGUUGGACCCGCCUUCCAAGAAGUACCUGCUGGCGCCCGACUACUGGAACUACUGGGGAGGGCCCACGAGGCCUUUUACUCCCGCGUCGAAGACCCUCUGGGUGAACUCCCCGCCGGCGACCUGGUGGGAGCAGCGCUCGGAGUGGCGCGACACGUGGAACCGGCUAUCCGAUGGGGAGGACCAGCCAGCCAGGUGGCCGCUGAAGGGCACGCCGCCGCUCACCGAGAAGGAGCGGUGCAAGCCAGUGCCUGGCCUCCUCAAAGAGCCGGACGGCAAGCCGAACCUGUGGUGGCAAUGGCUCGAGAAGCCCAAAGGCGGCGACUUGGGCGCGAGUCUUCUGGACGCAGCCAAGUCUGAGGCCAAGGCGGCUGCGGCGUUGCCCACCGGCGACCCCGAGCAGACAGAAUGCCCGAAAGGAAUCGAGCUGAAGGAUCCGGUCGUGGAGCACUGGGGGAAGCCCACGAAGCUCGCGGAGGAGGGCAAGAGGGUGGACGAGGAGCUGGAGCACCCAGCCGUCGAUGACGCCGAGGGCGGUGUCGGUAAAGGUAUGUCUCAGGGGGCCGGGGGCUCCGCCGGCAGCGGUGCGCGAGGCGGCGAGAAGAUGUUCGAUCCGAGCUCGCCGCCAGCGGUGACUUCCGAGCAGGACGCCUGGCUCCGCGCCAACACGUUCCGGCGUCAGACGCUGCCGGGCUACCCGCGCCCGCUGCUGCCCGACGGGCUACGGGGGGCGACUCCUAGGCUCUCCCGCUUCGAUGCGACCAACCAGCCCGCGACGAUGGACCCGCGCCUGCUGGACCCACCGCUGCCGCCGAACAAGCGCCUGUACUCGCCAGACAAGAUUCGUAAAAAGAUGACGCUAAAGAUUUACGACGGCAAGCUGAAGGGCGGCCUGAUGAAGAUGUUAGGCGAGAAGCUUCAGGAGGAAACGACCGGGGGCACUACGUUGGAGAGUACCGGGCUCUCGCCCGAGUUCUCCAGAGCGAGCCCGACUUCUUCAAACGCUACCUCAACGGUGAGAUCUUCAACCUACUGCACGGAGAUCUCUACGGGGAGCCCGUCCCCACGGUCAAUCCGACCAGCCCGGACGCGCACGCGCCCGCCGAGUCGUCGGCCGCGACGGCCGAGCCGGCGGUGUGGGUGCCGCCGCGGCGGCCCUCCUUCGAGGAGGGCUACCGGGCCAACUGGGAUAGGUUCUGGUCGCAGCUCGGCCACGACGUGCACGCCAACGGCGAGCCAGACUCCGCAAGGGGCACCGCGGCGUCGCUGCGCCGGGUCUGGCAGCAGCCGACCAGCCCGCCCAGCCACGGGCCAGCGGGGCUCAUCCGGGGCAUCGCGCGCGAGAUAGGCGCGGCACAGGGCGCCGCGGCCGCGUGAGCGACGGCUUUGCCUUGCCUCUCGGCAGCUUCCCCACCUCCUGGUCCACCUUCCUCUCACUUGGUCCUCCUCCUCCCUCGUUGCUCCUCAUCCUCCUCG
Molecule: messenger RNA, 1847 nt
Organism: Prorocentrum cordatum
Lineage: Eukaryota; Dinophyceae; Prorocentrales; Prorocentraceae
Source: the annotation of a GenBank genome assembly